Molecule: messenger RNA, 1155 nt
Organism: Penicillium concentricum
Lineage: Eukaryota; Fungi; Ascomycota; Eurotiomycetes; Eurotiales; Aspergillaceae
Exons: 3
Coding region: 1-1155 (384 amino acids)
Cellular component (GO): cytosol
Molecular function (GO): deaminase activity
Source: RefSeq, a predicted model, not a curated record
AUGGGCGCUAUCCUACUCCAAGGAGGCACAGUAUUAGCCCACGAGGGCGACCUCGUCAAGGUGCUCUGUGACCAUGAUAUUCUCAUUGUUGGGAAUAAGAUAGAAGAUAUCGGCCAAGGACUGACUCUGCCUGAUGGAAGUGCCGUGAGGGUCAUUGACUGCCAAGGCAAGAUUGUUUCGCCCGGCUUUAUCGACACGCAUCACCAUCUAUGGCAGUCACAGCGAAUCAAAAACUGGGCAUCUGAUACUUCUAUUGAGUUCGACGAGGAUCUACUACCAGAAUGGUGGUUAUCGACGCUCGAAUUGCUCGCGAAGUCCGCGCCCUUUGGAGACGGUCGGGUUCGUCUGGGAUUAGGUUUCGAUGAUUUCAAAGUCCCGAGAGAGACAGUGCGGGAUCUCUGGGCUAGAUGUCACGCGCUUGACUCCGUUUCCCUGCUCAAGGAAUACGACCUCCUCAACAGCAAAAUCCUAUUCUCUCAUAUUAACGGGAUCGCCGAGUCAGACGCCCAAAUCCUCCUCGCGUACGGAGCGCACUUCUCGUCGACCCCAGAAACAGAACUCCAAAUGGGUCUCGGCGAGCCUGUUGCAUUCAAUCCAGACUUGAGCUCCAACGCAUCAAUUGGAAUUGACUGCCACUCGAAUAACUCGGGCGAUAUCCUUACACAGCUCCGGCUUGGUAUGCAGCACGCUCGCGGUGUGGAGAAUGUGCAAGUGAGUGAAAAUGGGGAGUAUCCCAAUGUCAACAUCAAACUUGAAAGAAUAUUUAGUCUUGGUACAAUCCAAGGGGCACGUGCUGUGAAUAUGGCUGACAAAAUUGGGAGUCUCGAGGUAGGCAAAUUAGCUGAUAUUGUGAUUUUUAAUGCGACGUCACCAAGUAUGGUCUGUGCUGCUAAGGAAAAUCCACUCGCUGCGGUGUUGCUGCAUGCGAACGUGGGGGAUAUUGAGGUCGUGGUUGUUGACGGCGUCGUAAGGAAGGAAUGCGGAAAUUUGGUUGACGUACAACUCCUCGAUGGGAUUAAUGAAAGGCCAGGCGAGGUCCUUCACCAGAGAGAGAUUUCAACGCGUCUCUUGGAAAGUCGGGCGAGGAUUAUUGAACGGGGAAGGGGGCAAGAUGUAGGGCGGGGAAUGGAGUUUCUGUAUAAGACCUUUGGCUGA